Cyphomyrmex costatus is the source of this 411-nucleotide messenger RNA. RefSeq names its product histone H3. Gene Ontology annotation, cellular component: nucleosome. NCBI's taxonomy places the organism in Eukaryota, Metazoa, Arthropoda, Insecta, Hymenoptera, Formicidae. The coding region runs from base 1 to 411 and encodes 136 amino acids. The transcript has a single exon. Gene Ontology annotation, molecular function: protein heterodimerization activity; DNA binding; structural constituent of chromatin. The record is from RefSeq and is a predicted model, not a curated record.
AUGGCUCGUACUAAGCAGACAGCACGCAAGUCUACCGGAGGCAAGGCUCCCCGAAAACAACUGGCGACCAAAGCCGCUCGUAAGAGCGCGCCUGCCACUGGCGGAGUGAAGAAGCCUCAUCGUUAUAGGCCCGGAACUGUGGCUCUUCGAGAAAUUCGUCGCUACCAAAAGAGCACUGAAUUGCUGAUCCGUAAACUGCCGUUCCAACGUCUCGUCCGUGAGAUUGCUCAGGACUUCAAAACGGAUCUUCGUUUCCAAAGCUCGGCUGUUAUGGCGUUGCAGGAGGCUAGCGAGGCUUAUCUCGUUGGUCUGUUUGAAGACACCAAUCUCUGCGCCAUUCAUGCUAAGCGAGUUACUAUCAUGCCUAAGGAUAUCCAACUGGCACGUCGUAUUCGCGGAGAGCGUGCUUAA